UAAAAAUAUGUAUUUUAUUUAUAUCACACAUUAGUAAGUCUAAUCAUAUAAUUAAUCAUAUUUUAAAUAUAAUAUCUCAACAAAUUAAUUUCGAUGAAUAUAUUCAUGCAUUGGCAGUUUUCUUACAACUUGUUCCUUAUCUAAGUCAUGACACUUUAUAUUAUAUUAUCAAAAAAUUUUAUAAAUCUUUAAUAAAAAAAAAAAAUGAAACUUCAAAUAUAUUGUCUUUAUUUAUGAACAUAAAAAAAGGAGGAGUACAAAAUAUUCAUCUGGAAAAAAAAAAAAAAAAAAAAAAAAAAAAAAAAAAAAAGUCCACAUCUAAUGUUGACAUUAAUAAUAAUAGUGAUAAAGAGAAGAGUAUCCAUAUGGUUUUAAUACAACAUGAAAAAUAUCACAAUAAAAAUGAUUAUAAUAAAAAACAUUUGAAUGAUAAAAAUGAACCAUGUAUAUCUGCAUAUGAGAUAAAUGACACAAACGAGGAGAGUAAGUCAUAUAUAUAUGAAGAUUUAGAUAUAUUUAAAGAUUUACAAUAUUAUAAGAAUAUUUAUGAUGAAGAUAUAUAUUCUUUAAAAAAUAAUAAAAAGAAUAAAUACAUAAAAAAAAUGAUAUAUAUAAUAAAUGAUCAUUUUUGUUUUAUGAAAUGUUUAUAUUUAGGGUUGAUAGGAAGUAAAUUGAAUGAAUUAUAUUCUUAUGUGUCUUAUUAUUUAUUUAAAAUAUUAUGGAAUAUUAUAAAUAAAAUAUUUUAUAUACCAUAUAAUCAAUGUGAUGAAAAUAAAAUCAUACACUUAUUAGAUAUAUUCUUUUAUAAUACUACAAUAUUAAGUGUUACAAAUAUUUUUUUAUUAAAUUUACAAGUUAUUAUAUUAAAAUUAUUAUUAAAUGUAUCACAAACAUAUAUAAUGAAUAAAAGAUAUAUAACAUUUUUUUCAAUAAGAAGUUUAUUAUAUUUAAUAAAAAAAAAAAAAUUAUUUAUUUGUAUAGAUAAUUAUAUAUAUGAACAGCAAAUGGUAGAUAAUCACAGAUAUCCUUUUUAUUUUAUGAACAAUUUUUUUUAUAUGUCUACAUUUGAAUAUUCUGAUAUAUUACAACUAUUAAAUGUUAUUCUUUUAAACAAUGAUAAAGAGAAUAAUAAUCAAAAUGAUCAAUAUGAUCAAAAUGAUCACAAUAAUAAUUAUUAUUAUUACAAUUCUAAUACUCUUUCUAUUUAUUUCUUUAUUCAAUUAAUAUAUAAAUUUUUUAAAGUUAUUCAAGGGGUCAAACCAAAAUAUAAUAUAUAUAAUAUAUAUAAUAUAAUGAAUAAUAAUGUUUUUAAAGACACAAAUAAAAAUAUACACAAAGACUCUUCUAAUACUUUUAAUUUUUCUUACUUUGAUUUGAACGUAAAUAAAUUUAUAACAUUUUUUAAAAAUAUAGAAGAUGUAUAUAUUCAAAGGAAGGAGAAUUCCAACCUUCAAAAUAUAAAAAAAAAAAAAGUAGAUCAUAUAAAGCAUGAAACAAAAAAGGAAUCCAAAAAAAAUCAUAUCAUUAAUAAUAAUGAUAUUAAUAAUAAUGAUAUUAAUAAUGAUGAUAUUAAUAAUGAUGAUAUUAAUAAUGAUGAUAUUAAUAAUGAUUAUAUUAAUAAUCAUAAUGUUCAAAAUAAUUAUGACCAUAGAGGUAAAUUCAACUUUCUUAUAACACUCAGUGAUUCUAUUAAUAUAACAGAUACACAUAAAAAUGCUCAUAUUUUUUUCAAUAAUUUCAUUAAUACUGCAAAAAAUAAACACACAAACAAUAAUAUAAAUAUUAAAAAUUUAAACAUAAAACUCGAAAUUAUUAGGAUGAAGAAAAAGAAACAAAAUAAAUCCAACAAAGUUAAGAACAAAAAAAAUAAUAAAAUAAUAACAUAUUACACUCCACACAUAAAUAAUAAUAAUACUAUUAUAAAUAAAUUAAUAAACAAAAUGGAAAAAAGAGAAAAAAAAAAAAACAAAAAAAAAAAAACAAAAAAAAAAAAACAAAAGAAUAUAGGAAAGACAACAAAAAUAAAUAAAUCAAGUAAACAAAUAAGCAAACAAAAUGGAAUAAAACAUAUAAAUGAAAAUAUAAGUGAUAAUAAUAAUAAUUAUGAUAGUAAUCAAAAUUAUGAUAGUAAUCAAAAUUAUGAUAGUAAUCAAAAUUAUGAUAAUAAUAAAAAUUCUUAUUCAAAUGUUAAAAAUUUGUUCUCAUUAAAUAAUAACAACCAAAAUGAAGAUGCGUUUAAUAAUUAUAAAAAUAUAACUAGCAGCUUCACCACUUCUUCGAGUAGUUGUAUAUAUAGUAG
This is a messenger RNA of Plasmodium gaboni, 2299 nucleotides long. Its product is annotated as putative membrane protein. The transcript has a single exon. The annotation marks the transcript as partial. NCBI's taxonomy places the organism in Eukaryota, Apicomplexa, Aconoidasida, Haemosporida, Plasmodiidae. The record is from RefSeq and is a predicted model, not a curated record.